AUGAAUAUUUUAGAAGAUAUUGCUUUAGAUAAAAUUGUAAAUGGAAAUAAUUUAUCCGAGUUAAAUCAUAAUCUAGAUGAAAAAUGCAAUUCUACAAAUGUUAUACCUAUUCCUGAAUCCAAUAAAAUCAAAGAAGAUAAAAAGUAUUUUAAUAAAAUUAAAGAAAUUAAGUCAGUUCUUCACAAAUCACCCAUAGACUUAAUAAAAUUAAAAUCAUUGGCUGUGUCCAAAGGAGGUUUAGUUAAUGAUAAAUUAAGAAAAAUUGCAUGGCCAUGUUUGGUUGAAAUUUCGGUAGGAAAAAAAAAAGAAUUAUUCAAUGAAGAAAAUCUUCAUAAUCAUCCAGAAUAUGAACAAGUGGUUUUAGAUGUAAAUAGAUCUCUUAAAAGGUUUCCACCUGGAAUACCUUUAGAAAGGAGAAUCAUGUUGCAAAAUCAGCUGACCUCUUUAAUUUUAAAGGUAGUUACGGUACAUCCGAAAUUAAAAUAUUACCAGGGUUAUCAUGAUGUUGCCGUUACAUUAUUACUCGUUACCGGAUUGGAAGCUGCUUAUGGUAUUUUAGAAAAAUUAUCUACUAAUCAUUUAAAAGAUUGUAUGGCGCCAACAAUGGAGAAAAUUUCGCAUUUAUUAAAUUAUAUUUACCCAUUGCUAAAGCUUGAAAAUGAAGAUGUUUAUAAUUAUUUAGAAAAAUCAGGUGUUGGGACAAUGUUUGCUCUCCCUUGGGUUUUGACUUGGUUUGGUCACAGUUUAAACCAUUAUAAAGAUAUUGUGAGACUGUUUGAUUAUUUUUUGGCUUCAGAACCUCUCACACCCAUGUAUUUAUCAGCUGUGAUAAUAUUAUUUAGAGCCAAUGAAAUAUUAAACACACCAUGCGAUAUGGCUAAUCUUCAUUCUCUUUUAUCUCAGAUUCCUGAUGAUUUACCUUUUGAGACGCUACUGGCGAAAACGACGGAAUUAAUUAAAAGGCAUCCGCCUGAAGAAAUUCAAACGGAGGCAUUAAUGAGAACUAAAUAUGAAGAAGACCAAAGAAGAAAAGAACUUGCUCUUAGAUCAAUGAGCAGGAAUAAAAAUUUAUCAUUCAUUUGGAGUUUAGUGAGACACAUUGACCCAGGGAGAAGGCUGCCUAUUUGGGUAUUCGCUGGACAAAAUCAUUUGACUAGAAAAUUUAAGAAUUACAGUUACCUUGUCGCCACAGCUACUUUCGCCGUUGGACUUUAUGCAGCAUACUUAAAAUCGGUACAAGCAACCACUUUGUAG
Pediculus humanus corporis (human body louse) is the source of this 1254-nucleotide messenger RNA. RefSeq lists its product as uncharacterized. Gene Ontology annotation, molecular function: GTPase activator activity. The record is from RefSeq and is a predicted model, not a curated record. The transcript has 3 exons. The coding region runs from base 1 to 1254 and encodes 417 amino acids. Gene Ontology annotation, biological process: positive regulation of GTPase activity; endoplasmic reticulum to Golgi vesicle-mediated transport. Gene Ontology annotation, cellular component: endoplasmic reticulum membrane. Lineage: Eukaryota; Metazoa; Arthropoda; Insecta; Psocodea; Pediculidae.